This is a messenger RNA of Microcebus murinus (gray mouse lemur), 6520 nucleotides long. RefSeq names its product tubulin polymerization promoting protein (gene TPPP). The record is from RefSeq and is a predicted model, not a curated record. Lineage: Eukaryota; Metazoa; Chordata; Mammalia; Primates; Cheirogaleidae. Gene Ontology annotation, cellular component: microtubule. Gene Ontology annotation, biological process: positive regulation of protein polymerization; microtubule bundle formation; microtubule polymerization. Gene Ontology annotation, molecular function: tubulin binding.
GGGCGGGGGCCGGCGGCGGCGCGGGGCCGAGCUGGGCGCCGGCGCUCCGCGGGACACCGGGUCGCGAGCGGCCGAGUCGCGGAGGCGCCGCCGCUGCAGUCGCUGCAUCCCCGAGCGACAUGGCCGACAGCAAGGCCAAACCCGCCAAAGCGGCCAACAGGACGCCGCCUAAGUCCCCGGGUGACCCUGCCAGGGACAGGGCAGCCAAGAGGCUGUCACUGGAUUCAGAAGGUGCCAGCGAGGGGGCGGCUGCCACGGGCCCCGAGCUCAGCGCCCUGGAGGAGGCCUUCCGGCGCUUUGCCGUGCACGGGGACACGCGGGCCACGGGGAAGGAGAUGCACGGCAAGAACUGGUCGAAGCUGUGCAAGGACUGCCAGGUGAUCGACGGGAAGAACGUGACCGUCACCGACGUGGACAUCGUCUUCAGCAAGAUCAAGGGGAAGUCCUGCCGGACCAUCACCUUCGAGCAGUUCCAGGAGGCGCUGGAGGAGCUCGCCAGGAAGCGGUUCAAAGACAAGAGCGCAGAGGAGGCGGUCCGCGAGGUGCACCGGCUCGUGGAGGGCAAGGCGCCGGUCAUCUCGGGGGUCACGAAGGCCAUCUCUUCGCCCACUGUGUCUCGGCUCACCGACACGACCAAGUUCACAGGCUCCCACAAGGAGCGCUUCGACUCCUCCGGCAAGGGCAAGGGCAAGGCCGGCCGGGUGGACCUGGUGGACGAGUCGGGCUAUGUGCCCGGCUACAAGCACGCGGGCACCUACGACCAGAAGGUGCAUGGGGGCAAGUAGCUCCGUGGAUCUGUGCCCCGAGACGCUGCAGGUGUCUGGGAACAGGAACUGUACCCUAUCACUUCAUUACAUUCCUGUGGACAUUCCUGUGCUCACUUGGGCAGAACUCAGAGGGCGCCUUGUUGGGGGCUGGGGCAGCUGUGGGGGCCACACCCAGGCCUCCCUCCUGCUGGGCACCCAACACUCCCUCUCAGACCCCAGGUUUGGGCCCUGACUCUCCCUAUCACGCCUGCCUCGGCCUGAGCUGGAGAGUGGACGGCCGCUUCCAAGUGUCUCCUGGGAUCACACCACACUGGCAACCUAGUUGGCAGGGGAAAGGGGUGUUUUAAAGGAGCUGGUCAUCGUGGGGCUCUGGGAAACAGACCCUGUAGGAGGCCACGCCGACCUCCUGACUGGAAGACACUUUCCAGGGGCCUUGAGGGCUACAGUAGCUAAGGCACUAACCAACAGCACAAAUAAAGCCGAUCGAGCGAGCUCCAGACUCCUGCUGUGGGCCCUGAGGCCUGUCCUGUGGCAGACACCACAGGGUCCUCUGGGCCCUCCUUAGAGGCCAGGCGUGGGGAGGCAGGUCCCACAAGCACACACACAUGCUUGCACAUGCUCAUGUACACAUGUCCUACACACACACACUCACACACACAGUUGAGGUGACAAGAAGGCUGAGGGACACAACAGGCAGCUUCCUGGCUGACCAGAGUGACCUGGAGCAUGAAGUUAGCUGUCUUUCGGUUGCUUUCCUGAGAUGGUGGCUGCACGUCUGUUCUCAGAGUGGGUCCAGGAAGAUGCAGGAUGUCCUGUCCCCACGUUGCCAGGCAGGAGCCUCACCAGUACGUGACAGGCAUGUCUGCCCGGCCUCCCGCUUGUCCAUUCAUACUGCCACCCAUUUGGCUCCCAAACCUCCUGUCAGCCACAGCUGAUGCAGUUUCAACUCUCUCUAAAUGGCCCUACUAGCCUCUCCUGACCCUUUGGAGUGCAGGACGCCAAACGGGCCUGCAGCACUGGCCGAGGCUUUGUCCUCCCCCAUCGUGGAGUGCACAGGAGUCAGCGGGCACAGCCUGCCCAGGACCCCCACACGUCUACACUGUGAGCACGUGGCAGGGCAGCCUGUCCUUGCACAUGUCUGCACAAGAACCCUGUGCUGCUGCUCUGUCCUGGGGAUGCCAGUCAGUGUGGCCAUUUGCUGUCACGUUGGCCUCCAUGGUCAUCUGUCCCUUGGCAUGAACAUCCAUCACCUUGAGUGUAACCUGCUGGGCCAUGUGGUUCUGGAGCUGGUCCUGGAAAGAGCCCAAGGCAGCCCCAGGGAAAUGCUCCCAGGAGCUUGUCUGCCCUUGGCUCCAUCCAGCUCUAUGCAGGGCAGAUGGCCGUCCAGGGCUGGGCUUAUGGUGCAGGUGGACAGCAGGCCCCUCCCUCACUGCCACAGGACACAGACAUGCCACCUACCUGCCCUGAGCGCUGAGAAUACCUGGUCACAGGAGCAGCCCACCCACCCAUGUGGGGCGGAGCCUCAGGGCUCCCUGCUGAACGAUCACCUGAAGGUCUGGGCUUCUCAGGCCCCUCAAAGGGAGACCUCAACUCAAGGAUGGGGUGGCCCAAUGGGAACCUUCCUUCUGAGGUUCUGAAGCUCACAGUGCCUGGUGUUGAAGACCAAGGAACAGUGGCUCUCAGGCUGCAAGAUUCCCUUGUAGGGCCCAGCCGAGCCCCAUCUCCUGGCUAUGCCCAACUGGCCCUUGUGUGAAACCUACAGGCAAAUGUAAGAUGUGAGAAAUGUCUGAAAAUAACUGUGAGUGUACAGUGUUUAAUAACCUUAUCACAACCCAAAAAGCCCUUGUGUUCAAGAUGCUGAUGACUUUCAUUAGGGUCGAUGAACAGGCUGCUGUCCAGGUCGAGCAGCUUAGGACCUGGAAAGACACUGGCACCCCACACCCUCUUGGGCUCCUGUCCCCUCCAGACUCCCUGGUCAGAGUGCAGCACCACCAUGGGCUGGCUGUCCCUUGGUCUGAGGCUGCUUUUCUCUCGUUCUUCUGCCUGUCAACAACCAGUCUCCACAGUCCCGGCCAAGUCACAUGGAACAGACAUGACACCAGCAGGACCCUGGCCCUGGAGCUGAGCACGCCCAGCCAAGGCAGAGGGACAGGCCAGAGUGGUGUCUGAGGGUUCUCAGGCUGCACAGUAGGAGCCAACGCUCUCCUGGACCCCACAGUGGUCUGUGGGGACAUGAGACACUGAAGAGAGAGGUGCCAGAGCACCAGGACGCUGUCUCCUGUUCAGCAGUCGUCCUCAGACUAGAAUGGCCUCCAAACAAAGGUCCAAACCAAGUCAGGGCUGGCCUGCCCUCACAGCAUACUAGGAAAUUGGAUACAAGCAAAAGAAACAAUAUAAGUGCCCAUCCUCAGGGGACUACAGACCACCCAACCUCACAGACAGGAGGCCUCUUCCACAGACAGGUCACCUCGUCUACACAGUCGGCAUCUCACUCGCCACAGCGCACUCCCCAGAACUGGACAGAGCAGCCCAGAGGGGUGAGGUCCACGGGUCCCGCCUGCGGAGUGCCAGCACCACCUGCCUCAGGCCCCUGGAGCUCCAUGAUAAGAAAUGCUCCUUUCACCUCUAAUGAAAAUUUUAGAAUGCAUUCCUGAUUGCUGCAGCAAAUCUUUGGGUUUUGUGAAUGAAAACUGAGUGCACUUUUUCUCUGCCUUGGUGGCCUUCCCUGUCCCAGCCUGGAGGGCCCUUGGGCUCCAGAGGAGAGGCCUCACACCUGACUCUCCCUCAACAUGCUCUCGGCUGUGGCGCCUGGAACACAGCACCAAGAAGCCAAUUAGCAGUCUCCAGUGUGACCCCUGCCCAUCCCCCAUGGGCCCCAAGGUUUCCCCAGACACUCGUGAGCCAGGAAAGCAUCCUUCUCCAGUCGGUUUCCAAGUGUAGAUCUGCAAACACACUCUCCCCUCCCAUCUACACCACCUAGCAAGGAAGGGGGAGUAAAACUCAAGUCAUGAGGACAUGGUAGUCACCAUUCUGUCAGUUUAAAAUUGUCUGUUGAAUUUGUCAUUGCAUCUGUGUGUAGCCUUUGAACACAGAACAUCUGCCUGGACCCUAAAUUCACUGGACAAAACAGAUACAUGAAUUUUCCUCAGUCAGUUUCUGAAUAUUGUGAAUACACAGGCAGGGUGUUUGUCUUUUUUGCAUGUUUUUAUGCAAUGCCAAUUAGCUUCUACUAACCAUGGUUAAAUAGAAAUUAAAUGUCUAUCUGUGAAUACAAGAAACUGCACAGCAUGCAACCCAGGAGACAGAGAUGGGUUCUGUCAGGGGUGACACCCAGGAUACAGGGACAGGUUCUGUCAGGCCUGACACCCAGGUGAUAGGGACAGGUUCUGUCAGGGGUGAUACCCAGGAGACAGGGGCAGGUUUUGACAGGGGAAUAAUAUUAGGAAACAGGGACAGGUUCUGUCAGGGGAAUAACAUUAGGAGACAGAGACAGGUUCUGUCAGGGAAGGACAUUAGGAGACAGGGACAGGUUCUGUCAGGGGAGGACAUUAGGAGACAGGGACAGAUUCUGUCAGGGUGACACCCAGGAGACAGGGACAGGUUCUGUCAGGGGAGGACAUUAGGAGACAGGGACAGGUUCUGUCAGGGGAGGACAUUAGGAGACAGGGACAGGUUCUGUCAGGGGAGGACAAUAGGAGACAGGGACAGGUUCUGUUAGGGGAGGACAUUAGGAGACAGGGACAGGUUCUGUAAGGGGUGACACCCAGGAGACAGGGACAGGUUCUGUCAGGGGAGGACAUUAGGAGACAGGGACACGUUCUGUCAGGGGAGGACAUUAGGAGACAGGGACAAGUUCUGUCAUUGGUGACCCCCAGGAGAGAGGGACAGGUUCUGUCAAGGGAGGACAUUAGGAGACAUGGACAGAGGUUCUGUCAGGGUGACACCCAGGAUACAGGGACAGGUUCUGUCAGGGGAAUAACAUUAGGAAACAGGGACAGGUUCUGUCAGGGGAAUAACACUAGGAGACAGGGACAGGUUCUGUCAGGGGAAUAACAUUAGGAGACAGGGACAGGUUUUGUAAGGGGUGACACCCAGGAGACAGGGACAGGUUCUGUAAGGGGUGACACCCAGGAGACAGGGACAGGUUCUGUCAAGGGAGGACAUUAGGAGACAGGGACAGGUUCUGUCAGGGGAGGACAAUAGGAGACAGGGACAGGUUCUGUUAGGGGAGGACAUUAGGAGACAGGGACAGGUUCUGUAAGGGGUGACACCCAGGAGACAGGGACAGGUUCUGUCAGGGGAGGACAUUAGGAGACAGGGACAGGUUUUGUCAGGGGAGGACAUUAGGAGACAGGGACAGGUUCUAUAAGGGGUGACACCAGGAGACAGGGACAGGUUCUGUCAGGGGUGACACCCAGGAGACAGGGGCAGGUUCUGUCAGGGGAGGACAGUGUUAACAGUGUCUGAGCAUCAGGAGAGAGAAGGGUAGGAGAGUGUCUGACAACACUGAUCAUACCAGAAUACUUAUUUAUUUCUAUUUAAUGCUAUAGGAUAAACAACUAGCUAGUGGUCACAAAUUAGCUUUACCAAAAUCAAAGUUCAAAUUAUAUGUUUAAAAUAUCAUAGCAAAAAAUUUAUAUUUAUACUGGAGUAUUUUUACACCUUUAAUAUCCUCAGUCUUAAGUUUGGGGGCAGGUGAAAUUACAGCAGCGGCCAGUGAGUCGGGAAAAGGCCCCUGCAGGAGUUCCGCUUGUCUUGCGUCCUGUCCAUGCCGCUCCACCUCCACACCUGGCGGGAACAGCUCAGGGCAGGCCACAGGCUCCCACUCCACCCCCACCCCACUGGCUGCUGCAGCCUCCCGUGUUGUGAAUAGUGCACUGGCACACAGCAGCUCCUGUGUGUCUGCUUGUCUGUGGCUGCUGGGACGAUACAACUGGAGUGGGGAGGAGUUUAGACAGAUGCCUUGGCCCUGCACACCUAAGGGGAAAGUGCCUGCCCAUCCAGUUCAUUUGUUCCUGCAGGUGACUUUGCUGGGUACUCCAUCCUGCAGCACACGCCACAGGGACAUCCUGCUGUCACCUGUUCCAUACAGCACAGGCUGACAAUUUAGCUGUACUGUGAAGUUAUCAAUAGGCUAAAAUGCCCUUCAAACACUGAACCUGAAUAACUUUCCUCCACUUACUACUGAACACUUUGGCAACUCCGGUGGUUCAGGGGCAUGGCCUUUCACCAUGGGUAUGUGAUGGGGGAUGCUUUAGUUAACUCUUUCUUUAGACCUCUUAAUAAACUAAACCAAGCCAAACAACAAAGGAAGCCUACACAACUUAAAGGAAACUUGAAAGGGAUAAUGUAUACUACUAGUUUGUACUAAGUAUUUUUCAAGAAAGGGAAACAAAUUUAUAUAUAUAUAUGCAAUAUAUUUUUUCACUGUUAUAUUAAUGUUAGGGAGUACUGAGCAUAUCACUUUAUCAGUGUGAUGGGUCAUGUCCGUGUCAUGGGUGUUCUGACACAGAAAGGCACUUCUGUUGACUAACCACACUCACCAGGAAUGUCUGUGGGGUUGGGGCAGCCCUGCUGUUCCUCCUGCAGAGCUCAAAGUGUGGUGUCACCUGUUGGACUUGCUGUCAAGGCCUGGCUUGCAAACCUUUAGUGAAACAGCUAAUGUCUGUCUGCAUAUUGCUCCUUGUGUUUGCUGUUGUUAACAUUGUGUGUCAAAUUGGUAAAGUGAUUGAAUAAAGGUGAUAAAACAUGCA